AUGCCGGCUCUUCAGGCAGCGCCGCCCGGCCUGGCUCCCAGGUCCCCCGGCCGAGAGCGGCGCAGUGACCAGGGUUCCACGCGGGCGGGUAGCGUGGGGCGCGCCCCGGCAGCGGCCUCUGCGCGUGGGCCCCGCCCCAGGGCGCAGGACGACAGCGGCCUCUGCCCGGCAGCCUGUGCCCGCGGCAGCCUCUGUGCCCGCGGCAGCCUGUGCCCGCGGCAGCCUCUGUGCCCGCGGCAGCCUGUGCCCGCGGCAGCCUCUGUGCCCGCGGCAGCCUGUGCCCGCGGCAGCCUCUGUGCCCGCGGCAGCCUGUGCCCGCGGCAGCCUGUGCCCGCGGCAGCCUGUGCCCACGGCAGCCUCUGUGCCCGCGGCAGCCUGUGCCCGCGGCAGCCUGUGCCCGCGGCAGCCUCUGUGCCCGCGGCAGCCUCUGUGCCCGCGGCAGCCUGUGCCCGCGGCAGCCUGUGCCCGCGGCAGCCUCUGUGUCCGCGGCAGCCUGUGCCCGCGGCAGCCUCUGUGCCCGCGGCAGCCUGUGCCCGCGGCAGCCUGUGCCCGCGGCAGCCUCUGUGCCCGCGGCAGCCUCUGUGCCCGCGGCAGCCUGUGCCCGCGGCAGCCUGUGCCCGCGGCAGCCUCUGUGCCCGCGGCAGCCUGUGCCCGCGGCAGCCUGUGCCCGCGGCAGCCUCUGUGCCCGCGGCAGCCUGUGCCCGCGGCAGCCUGUGCCCGCGGCAGCCUGUGCCCGCGGCAGCCUGUGCCCGCGGCAGCCUCUGUGCCCGCGGCAGCCUGUGCCCGCGGCAGCCUGUGCCCGCGGCAGCCUCUGUGCCCGCGGCAGCCUGUGCCCGCGGCAGCCUGUGCCCGCGGCAGCCUGUGCCCGCGGCAGCCUGUGCCCGCGGCAGCCUCUGUGCCCGCGGCAGCCUGUGCCCGCGGCAGCCUGUGCCCGCGGCAGCCUGUGCCCGCGGCAGCCUCUGUGCCCGCGGCAGCCUGUGCCCGCGGCAGCCUCUGUGCCCGCGGCAGCCUGUGCCCGCGGCAGCCUGUGCCCGCGGCAGCCUCUGUGCCCGCGGCAGCCUGUGCCCGCGGCAGCCUGUGCCCGCGGCAGCCUCUGUGCCCGCGGCAGCCUCUGUGCCCGCGGCAGCCUGUGCCCGCCUCUGCAGCCCAGAGGCCCCGGGGCCCGCCGCCAGCGGGGAGGGUCCACCGGAGGAGCGCACGGGCCGGCCGGCCUGCCCAGGGCUGACGGGCCGCCCUGGGGCAGGAGAGUCGUCCCCCGAAGGCCACUGGCCCUGGACCGGGAGCCGAGGCCGAGGCCCCGGCGGCUCAGCUCUGCGGGCGGCGGAGAGCAGCGCCCAGCGGGCCGGCCGCGGGGUCCCGCCCAGCCGAGGGCGCACCGGGCCCGGGCCGGGGGGGUCGCGCUGCACCCCGGGCUCGGCACCCUCCUGGCUUCGACCUGGAAGCGGCCGUCAAGCCCGGCCCAGCGGGCAAGUGCCCGCCCCAGAGGACCUGCCUCUCCCCCUCGCGCCUGUGCCCGGCGCCUCCCCCACCCGCAAGCCUGUCCACUGCGUGCUCGGCGGGGCGGCCCUGGGGUGGGGGGUCUGGGGGAGCGGCACCGGCCGCCCCCAGCCCGCGCCGCCGCCUCGCCAGACCAGCGGGGGCCGAGCUCUCGCCGGCCGGGGCCUGGCCGCCCAUGACAGCGCCGCGGGCAGCAGCCCCAGGACGGGCACGAGCCAGGGGCGCUGGCAGCGGCGAGGGCGGAGGGGCGGCCGCGCGGCGCGGAGGCGCCGGCCAGGCUGCGGGCUGAGCUUCCACCGCGGCAGCGCGACGCCGCGCGGGAGUCCGGUGCCGGUCACGGCGCCCCCGUCGCGCCGCUCGCGCUCCGCGUCCCCGGCAGCUGCUCCGCCCGCGCCCCGCCCGCGGGCCAGCGCCAGCGCGGGAGACGAGGGCGGCGGGGACGGGCCGCGGGCCGCGGGGGGAGCGGGCGCCGCCGCCGGCCGGAACCGGGGCCUCCUGCGCUGCGAGGGGCGGCGCCCCGGCCGCGCCCUCCCGCCGGGGAAGCCCAGGCCCGGCGCCCGCGGGAGGCCGGUGUCGUCGGCGCGGGAACCGCAGGGACGCUCGGCGAACGGACGGCCCCGCCCCGCAGAGGCGGGGCCCCCCGGGGCGCCGGGCACCCCGCCCGGCCGCCCGCUCCAGCCUCGGCCGCCUGGGGGUGGGCGCCCGCGGGCGGGCCGGCCCUCGUGCAGCCCGGCCGCGCCGCCCGUUCCCGGCUCCCGCCCAGGCGAGCCCGCCCGCCGCCCGCCAGGCCGCCGGCGCCCGCGAGGGCGGCAGGUGGGGGCCAGGCCCGGCCCGCCCGCCCGCGGAGCCGCCUUCGCGGCUCUUCCCCCGCCGCUCCCGCCUCCCACGCGGCUCCCGGGAGGGCCGGACGGGGUCCCGGCCCGCAGGCCGCCCGCCCGCGGCUCCGCCUCCACGUGGACACUCGCGCCCGGCCGGCCCGUCACCCCGCGGGACACUCGCGCCCGGCCGGCCCGGGCUCCGGCGGGCGGCCCGGCCCGCGGCCUGCGGAGCACAGGCCCCGCCCGGCCCCGCCCGGCCCUCCCGCCGGGCCCGCCCCGGCGGCCUUCGGGCCGGCGCUUCGCCUCCGCCGGGCGGCCGGGCAGAGGCGGCCGCUCCGGCAGGGCUGCGCUGGGGGCGCCCCUGCAGCCCCGCCUCCUGCCGCCCCGGGGCUCCGGCCUCGCCUCCCCUGAGUCCAGCAACGACGGCCACUCUCCCGGCAUCCGAACCAUAGUGCUUUAUUAG
Molecule: messenger RNA, 2778 nt
Organism: Talpa occidentalis (Iberian mole)
Lineage: Eukaryota; Metazoa; Chordata; Mammalia; Eulipotyphla; Talpidae
Product: collagen alpha-1(I) chain-like
Exons: 3
Coding region: 1-2778 (925 amino acids)
Source: RefSeq, a predicted model, not a curated record